Messenger RNA from Penicillium diatomitis, 6024 nucleotides. RefSeq names its product nonribosomal peptide synthase SidD (gene sidD). Gene Ontology annotation, cellular component: cytoplasm. The transcript has 5 exons. Bases 1 to 6024 code for a protein of 2007 amino acids. Lineage: Eukaryota; Fungi; Ascomycota; Eurotiomycetes; Eurotiales; Aspergillaceae. The record is from RefSeq and is a predicted model, not a curated record. Gene Ontology annotation, molecular function: catalytic activity; phosphopantetheine binding. Gene Ontology annotation, biological process: secondary metabolite biosynthetic process; amino acid activation for nonribosomal peptide biosynthetic process.
AUGUUUCCGUUGGCCCGUCUUCAAGAGUGGAAGCAUGAACCUAUCGUUUUCAGUAUGAGUUACACACAAGCCGAGAGCAUGCAAGCCUCACGCGCAGAUCUUGAUAGCAUUCAUCCGGAGUCUGGACAAGUUGACAGCAACUACUUCAUCAGUUCACAAUAUGAAAUCUCGGUGCUAAGCUGUGACGACGACGGCUCGCCAACAGGGCUGAGAGAAAACGUUGUAUUACUCGCCUGGCUCAUUUGCCUUUUGCGGACAAGUGAAGAUGGAAAAGCAAGCUUUGAAUGGAGAUACGAAGACCAGCUUGAUGGAUCACCUGCUGGAGAGUCACUUGUUCUCAGCACAGGACCUAUCAACAAAAAGGAAGAUAGUCAGGAUGCCAUCACUAUCCAGAUUGGAGUUUCCCGCAAAACUAAGUACCUCAAUAUCCGCCCUCGUGCGACAUCCAAGAAAGCUCUACCUUGCACCAUUGCUCGUCAUGUCCAUUCACUGGCAGAAACAAUCAAGCUGUGCGUGAAUAGCCCCGGAUUACGGCUCGAGUCGUUACUUGGUCCAAAAAAUCAUGACUUGGACAUGAUCUGGAGGUGGAAUCAUAACAUUCCUCCCACGUACGAUUUUUGCAUGCAUGACAUGAUCUCCACGCGAGCCAAGGAAUUCCCCAAUAAAGAGGCUAUCGCGUCUUGGGACGGCACUUUGACAUAUAGUGAGGUCGAUGACUUUUCAAAUGAUCUGGCUAUUCGACUGCACGCCGCCGGUGUAGCUUUCAACGAUUUCAUACCUGUGUGCUUCGAGAAGUCGAGAUGGACAAUCGUCGCAGUCCUUGCUGUGAUGAAAGCAGGCGGUACAAUGGUUUUAAUGGACCCGAAUCUACCUCUCGCUCGUCUUCAGAAUAUGGCGUGUCAGGUGAAUGCCAAGCAUAUGAUCUUGUCUGAAAAUCAGAAAGACAUCGCUUCAUGCAUUUUACCCGAAGGAGUAAGACUCACCGUCGGCGUCAACACUUUUACAAACAUGCCAAAGUCACAGUCUUUGCCGGCUCUAUCCGUUGUGCCCAGUUCGGCCUUGAUGUAUGUGAUUUUCACCUCGGGGAGUACUGGCACACCAAAGGGUGUCACCAUAUCGCAUCGGACAUACACAAGCAGCGCCAUUCCCCGGGCAGCAGCAGUCGGGUACAAGCCGACCUCAAGAGUCCUGGACUUUGCAUCAUAUGCCUUUGAUGUGAGCAUUGACAGUAUGCUCCUGACACUGGGAAAUGGUGGCUGUCUUUGCAUUCCGUCCGAUGAAGAGCGACUGAACGACAUCAACGAGGUCAUCCGUACAAUGAAAAUCAAUUACGCCAGCAUCACUCCGUCAAUGGCACGUAUUUUGGACGCUGAUGUGAUUAAAUCACUUGACAUACUUGGGCUGGGAGGUGAGGCCGCGUCAGCAACCGAUGUGGAUUCUUGGGGUCAAGAUACCAGGAUUGUCAUCGGCUAUGGUCCUUGCGAAUGCACUAUUGGGUUUACUAUCAAUAGCAGCGCUGCAACUGGUAAAGACUACGUCUCCAUUGGCAAGGGCAAUGGAGCGGCGAUCUGGAUCGUUGACCCAAACGAUCAUGAAGUUCUGAUGCCCGUUGGGGCGGUUGGCGAGCUCCUUGUUGAAGGCCCUAUCGUUGGCCAGGGCUAUUUGAAUGACACAGAAAAGACAGCUGCAGCUUUCAUCAAUGAUCCCUCAUGGCUUUUGUGUGGUCAUGAGCAAUAUCGCGGCAGAAAUGGUCGAUUAUACAAAAGUGGCGAUCUCGGAAUGUAUGAUCCGGACGGUUCUGGGGCAGUUGUGUUUGUUGGUCGAAAGGAUACUCAAGUCAAGCUUCGUGGCCAACGAGUCGAACUCGGAGAGAUUGAAAGUCAGCUGAACAGCAAAUUACCAUCUGAAGCGACAGUUGUUGCCGAAGUCAUCACGCCGAAAGGAGCUGGCAAUCAGUCUGUUCUGGUGGCAUUCAUUUCAUUUCGAUCUGCUCAAGGGCAAGAGCACCUGGAAAUUGAUUCCGCCCCGCUCACUCCUGAUCAAAGCACGGCGCUUUCGGUUGCAAAGUCAGAGGUGUCCAAAGUCCUUCCAAGUGUUGACCUUCGGGCAAAGGAGCAGGAUCUGGGAGAAAGCGUCUCACGGGAAAUGUCUGAAUUGGCAUCGACCUUAAGAGAGUCAUGGUCUCAAGUUUUGAAGACUGACGCACAAAUAGGUCCUGACGACAACUUCUUCGCAUUGGGCGGCGACUCUUUGGCUGCCAUGAGUCUAGUAUCCCUUUGCCGCGAAAAGAGCGUUGACUUCUCUGUGCUAAAAGUCUUUGAAAGUCCAACUCUCAGAGCAAUGGCUGCCAAUACAGGUAUUUUUCAAGACCAAGUGGAAUCUCAUACGGGCCCAUUCUCUUUGCUCACUCAAACGGUGGAGAGCGCGUGUGUAGCGGCAGCGAGUGCCUGUGGAGUUGUUGAGAAUGAGAUUGAGGACAUCUAUCCAGCCACACCAACGCAAGAGUCUUUGUUCAUCUUUUCGUUGAAAUCUGACAAAGCCUACAUUGCUCAGAGAGUUGCGUGUAUACCGCCAUCAAUCAACGUGGAUGACUGGAAAAGGGCAUGGGAGGCUGUUGUCACGUCAAGUCCAAUCUUACGCAGCCGCUUGGUUCAGCUUCAAGGUCCAGGGCUCCAGCAAGUUGUCUUGAAAGCGAAUAUCGACUGGAAACACCAUCGAGAUCUUGUCCGGUAUCUCGAAGAUGAUCGCUUGGAAAAGAUGCAUCUUGGACACAGUCUUGCUCGAUACGCUGUACCUGUCAUUCUUGAACAAGUCCAGAAAGCACUUCAGGGCUCGAAUAUUGAGAGAACAGAGGAAAUGAGGCACUUUGUCAAAUAUGUGCAAGAGACAAACGAGUCAGAGACGGUGGAUUUUUGGAGGCGGGAGCUCAAUGGUGCCAUCGGACCGCAAUUUCCACGCCUCCCUUACAGAGACUACCUACCAAAGCCAACAGACACAGUUGAGCGGUUCAUUCAAUUUGCUUCUGACGCUCGGUCGAAUUUCACCCUGGCCACUUUCAUACGAGCUGCAUGGGCACCCGUUGCGUCUCAAUAUACAAGAAGUGAUGACGUUCUCUUCGGAGAGACGCUCACAGGUCGAGACAUUCCCAUACCCGGAGUUGAGAGAAUCGUGGGUCCUCUCAUAGCGGCUGUCCCUAUUCGUAUCAGGAUUGCUCGAAGUAGCACUGCGGAGGAGUACUUGCAAGCGGUGCAAAAGAGCAUCCUUUGUCGAGCUUCUUACCAGCACAUGGGAAUGCAAAACAUCCGCAAGGUCAGUCGGGAUGCUCAACAUGCAUGUGAGGCUGGAACUGGCUUGGUCAUACAACCAGAGCCGGAUCACAAAGGGGAUGAUCUUGGAUUCUUUCAAAUCGACGCUGUGCAGGAAGCGGUUCAUUUCAAUCCUUAUCCUUUGAUGUUGGCAUGUGGAAUUGGAAAUGGUGGGUUCAGAGUGUGCGCAAAUUUUGACGGCGAACUCGUCGGAAAGAGACAGAUGGAAAGAAUGCUUUCUCAGCUCGAAGUUACGUGCUUUGAACUGGCAAAGAACCUCAGCAGGAGAAUUGAUCAAAUAUCAUGUCUUCACGAAGAUGAACUGAACGAGAUUUGGAGGCGUAAUACCCUUGCUCCGCUGGCGUUUGAUGUAUCAGCUAGUAAGCUUCACGCAGAUUCCAUCAAACCGGGGUCAACUUACCCGCCUCCUGUCGUCCAGUGGAUAUGCAAUCUGAGAAAUCCUUCUCUUCUGUCCCCCAUCGGCUGUCCUGGGGAGAUGUGGCUUGAAGAUGACUGCCUUUCAGGUAAGACUCUGGACUCGCCCGCCUGGCUCCGAGCAGGGAGCUCCAAGAUCCCGGGUCGCGUGGGAAAGCUUCAAACAACGAGAGACAUUGUGCAACAACAAGAAGACGGAAGAAUUCUUUUCAUAGGUCGCAAAGACGACGUCGUUCUUGUCAACGGUCAGCCGGUAGAGAUUGCCGAUCUUGAGAUCCAUUUCUCCAGACACCUUCCCUCAUCUGCUCGUGCAGCCGUAGGUGUGAGGAGAAAGACUAGUCAUUCCCCCAGUGACGAUCCAGAGUCCAGCCUUACUAUCAUGUUCGAGGAGCGGCAUGUCGGGAGUGAUCAAGUCAGACUUAUGCUCGAGUCUUACAAUGUUGGCGACGAAUCGGAUUGCUCAGCUUUGAAAGUCCAUGUCCGCGCCUCGGCGUCUACAGAACUUAUUCUGGCAAUAAGAAGUUUGGACACAUUCUAUAAGGACUCAUUACCAACACAUAUGAUUCCUGGGUCAUACAUUGUGAUAGACAGCUUACCAGCCAGACAAGAGCUGUUGAAGCAAGUGGCGAGCUCGAUCCCUAGCCAAAUUUCAACCGCGUUUCAGCACGGCUUGCAAGAGGCCUGGAACAAGUCUCUCUCUCAUUCACACUUGAGUGAUCCUGAAAAGAUAUUGCGAUCGGAAUGGGCCAAAGUGCUCGGUCUUCGAGUAGGACAGAUUGAAAAGGAUGACAAUUUCUUCCGACUUGGUGGUGAUUCCGUUCUCGCCAUGAAGCUUGUUACUAGCCUUCGGAAUAAGGGCCAUACCUUGAUGAGUGCAGACGUCUUCCAGCAUAUGCGACUUCGCGAUGCAGCAACAAGGCUGAAGCUUGGCCAGGUUGAAAGAAUGCCAAUUCAGUCAUACAAACCUUUCACGCUCGUCGACACCGUUGAAGCAGAGCAGAUUGUGUCCGAGAUUCGUCAGAAUCAACUGGGGCAUGCUGCAUGCUUUGUUCAAGACGUUUUUCCUGUCACAGACACUCAGACGAUUGAUAUCCGUGGAACAAUUCGUAUGCCACGCACGUCCGUUCAGUACAAUACACUGUACUUCAAUCAGAAGAUCGACCUUGAAAGACUGCAUCGAGCUUGUAGGAGGCUAGUCGAGAUGCAUGACCUUCUAAGGACAGAUUUCGUUCAAAAUAAUGGAAGAUUAUUCCAGGCCAUUUUGAGCGAAACAGAAGUCCAAAUGAUGUCACACCGUACCGACACUGAUCUCGUCUCGUUCGUGAGCGACUUUUGCGUGAGGGACAUUGAGUGUGAGUUCUCUCUCGGUUCCGCCUUUUACAAGUUCAUCCACGCUUCUGAUGAGCAUGGCCAUGAUUGCCUGAUUUUUGCAAUCUCCCAUGCUCUAUAUGAUGGUAUUUCGCUACCAAGACUGCUUGAAGACUUGGAAGCCCUGUACUCAGAUACAUCAAUCUCGAGCUAUGCGCCCUUUUCAUCAUACAUAGCCCGCACUCUGGAUACACGUCUCCAGGUGAGGUCUCUGGGAUAUUGGAGCACAUUGCUCGGUGGUUCAUCUUUGUCAGUUUUAGAUGGACUUUCGGCGGACCAAGAUGAUAGAGGUGUUUUCUUACAAAAAGCUAUCGAAUGCUGCCAGCCGCCGCAAGAUUUCACGGUUGCGAACAUUCUAACCGCAGCGUGGUCUCUGCUCUUGGCUCGUCGCUUGCGGAAACCGGACGUGACAUUUGGAUCAGUUACCUCGGGCCGGAUGAUUGAUCUCGCGAAUGUUGAAAAUGUCGUUGGGCCAUGUUACCAACUCGCACCGGUUCGAGUUCAGAUACAGCCCAAAUGGACGGCUACGGACCUUCUCUGCAGUGUUCGAAAACAAAUGGCUGAAUCAGCCGCACAUGAUUUCCUUGGCUUUGAUAAAAUCUCAAAACAAUGCACAUCUUGGCCCCACUCUGCAGGUUCAUUCGACUCCAUAGUUCACCAUCAAGAUUUUGAUGACUUUGACAGCAUGCCGUUUGCUGGAGGUUCAUGCAGAGUGGAAAUCUACAACCCGCACGGAGAUGCACCCUUGCCUUUCAAAGCGGUCUCUUUUGUACGAAGUGGCCAGGUACAUGUUGGAGCUGUUGGCUCUACGAGAGACUUGGACUUGGUGUCCGAGCUACUUGAUGACCUGGCUUCGAUCUUUGCUGAGGUCUGCAGAUGUUCAAAAAGUGUCUUACUCGAUGCUGCGGUAUUCUGA